Molecule: messenger RNA, 3802 nt
Organism: Acanthochromis polyacanthus (spiny chromis)
Lineage: Eukaryota; Metazoa; Chordata; Actinopteri; Pomacentridae
Gene: pde4a
Product: phosphodiesterase 4A, cAMP-specific
Biological process (GO): signal transduction
Cellular component (GO): nucleus; cytosol; perinuclear region of cytoplasm
Molecular function (GO): 3',5'-cyclic-AMP phosphodiesterase activity
Source: RefSeq, a predicted model, not a curated record
GAGAGAGAGAGAGAGAGAGAGAGAGAGAGAGAGAGAGAGAGAGAGAGGGUUGUGGUGAAGCCAAUGUUUGUCGUCGAACUCCAGCAAAUAUGAGGAUGGGAAGAUAAUGGCCCACACUAACAGGAUAACUGAACCACUGCAACUAUCAAUUUAUGUCAUUUUAUGAUGCAUUCUGGCUGAAAAAAACAACAAAAACUGAAGCUGAGAGAACCUGGACAGCAAACAACAAAGGAUCUUUUCUCCUUUUUUUUUGGACAUCCUCUCUUCACAUCAUCCUGAUUUGCUAAAGAUGGGUUCCUGAGUCCAGUUUCACAGAAAUGACUGGAUCCAACAUCUCCAUGGAGGAAUUACUGGAGACUCCCGAGCUGUGUGCGCGCACAGAGAUGCCGUAGCUCCCUACAUGAAGCGUGACAGAUUGAGUACUUUUAUGGAAAUUGCUUGGAAAUUUGAGCUCAGCUGAAAGACGCACGAACAGCAAUAAUACUCCAUAGACACACAGAGGGAGAAAGGAGCCAGCGCCGGCGAUCUGUGUGUCUCUGCAAUAAGUGGCUGAUAAAAAGCAAUAAAUUCUCUAAAAUAAAUACAGUCAUCCGGCGGUGCGCCAUGGGCGAUGAGGCGUCAAACUUCAGGAGAAGCAGGAGGACCGGUGUCUCACCACCAAGAGCCAGGACUGCUGAGGAUCACGGCAGAACGCUGAUUCUGGGAUAAACUCCAGCUGAUCCCCGCCGAGAACAAUGAGAUUAACGAUCUUUGGAUGACUUGUCAGGUUACCACUGUGACAGUUUUUGAUGUUCUUCAGAAAACAAGAUUCAGAUCUGGGCUGUGCUGGACUUGGUCACUUUGAUUUGUUUGCUCAGAGAUCAAGUGGCAGAAAGAGGGACAUGACACGUUUCUGUUUUGUGCUUAAAAUAAACGAAUACAGCCAUAUUAUUUAAUCAAUAAGUUGAGAGGAGAAAAAAAAGGGAUCUUUAAUUUUUUUUGCACUAUGAUGGAACCACCACCAUGUUCGAAGAAGAGCCUGUCCCUGUCGCUCCCGGUUCCCCGGGAAGGACAGGCGACUCUGAAGCCUCCGCAGCAUCUUUGGAGACAACCCCGGACCCCGAUUAAAAUCAAACAUCGGGGCUACUCUGACACGGACCGGCAUCACCACCGGCACAUGGAGCGCUCCGACGCCGUGGAUACGAGCGACCGACCGGGACUGAAAAAGUCUCGGAUGUCCUGGCCGUCCUCCUUCCACGGGACCACUAACACAUCCAUCGGAAAUUGUGUCGGGAAUAAACGCUUCGAUUCAGAGAAUGGUCCCUCACCAGGCCGCAGUCCCAUGGAUUCGCAGGCGAGUCCUGGGUUGGUGCUCCAUCCUUCUUUUCCCCAGAGCCAACGCAGGGAGUCCUUCCUGUACCGCUCCGACUCAGACUACGACACAUCCCCCAAAACCAUGUCACGCAACUCCUCCAUCAACAGUGAGGGGCACGCCGAAGACAUGAUUGUCACCCCUUUUGCUCAGGUGUUGGCCAGCCUACGAACUGUAAGAAGCAACUUCACCAUCCUCGCCAAUGUCACAACACCCACUAACAAGAGGUCACCAGUGACAAGCCAACCCACUGUUCCCCAAGCUACACUCUCUGAGGAGACAUACCAGCAGAUGGCUCGGGAGACUCUGGAGGAGCUGGACUGGUGUCUGGACCAGCUGGAGACCAUUCAGACCCACCGCUCAGUCAGCGAGAUGGCCUCCAACAAGUUCAAGAGGAUGUUGAACAGGGAGCUGUCCCAUAUGUCAGAGAUGAGUCGCUCAGGGAACCAAGUGUCAGAAUACAUUUCCACUACCUUUCUAGAUAAGCAGAACGAGGUGGAGAUCCCGUCUCCGACCUUGAGGGAGCGGGAGAAGCCCAUGUGUCACAUCAGCGGUGUGAAGAAGCUCACGCACAGUUCCAGCCUUUCCAACUCCACCAUGCCUCGCUUCGGCGUGAAGACCGAACACGAAGAUGCGUUAGCCAGGGAGCUGAACGACUUGAACAGUGGGGCCUUAAUAUCUUUCGUUGUGGCAGAGUUCUCAAACAAUCGACCCCUCAGCUGCAUAAUGUUUGCCAUCUUCCAGGAAAGAGAUCUAUUGAAGACCUUUCGGAUCCCCGUGGACACAUUCGUCACAUAUGUGAUGACCCUGGAGGACCACUACCAUGCCAACGUGGCCUACCACAACACUCACGCUGCAGAUGUCACUCAAUCUACUCAUGUACUGCUAUCAACACCAGCUCUAGAUGCUGUAUUCACUGAUCUAGAGAUUCUAGCUGCGUUAUUUGCUGCUGCCAUCCAUGAUGUGGACCAUCCAGGAGUUUCAAACCAAUUCCUCAUAAACACCAAUUCAGAGUUAGCCCUGAUGUAUAACGAUGAGUCCGUGUUGGAGAAUCAUCACCUGGCUGUGGGUUUCAAGCUGCUUCAUGAGGACAACUGUGACAUCUUCCAGAACCUCAGCAAGACAAGACAGAGCCUGAGGAAACUUGUCAUUGAUAUGGUUUUGGCAACAGAUAUGUCUAAACACAUGAGUUUGCUGGCAGACCUCAAGACUAUUGGUAGAAACCAGAAAGUGACAAGUUCUGGAGUACUGCUGCUCGACCACUACACUGAUAGGAUACAGGUGUUAAGGAACAUGGUGCACUGUGCUGACCUGAGCAAUCCUACGAAGCUGGCCGUGUAUCGACAAUGGACAGAGAGAAUCAUGGAGGAGUUCUUCAGGCAGGGCGACAAGGAGAGAGAGCGAGGGAUGGAGAUCAGUCCCAUGUGUGAUAAACACACUGCCUCUGUGGAAAAAAGUCAGGUAAAUGAUCAGAAGGGGGAAACACGCAUUGGCUUUAUUGACUACAUUGUCACCCGCUGUGGGAGACAUGGGGACCUUGUGCACCCUGAUGCCCAGGACAUCCUGGACACUCUGGAGGACAACAGGGACUGGUACCAGAGCACGAUCCCACAAAGCCCCUCACCGCCUCCCGUGGGACCAGGGACAAGGAGACUAAACGCCUGCAUAGACAAGUUUCAGUUUGAGCUCAUCGAAGAGAGCUCUCAAAGAGAACAGGAAGACGAGGGUGACAAGUCCACGCCAAACCAUGUGGCUCUGCAGGACUGCGGUGACGGGGAUGAGGAGGGGUUAAAAGAGGAAGAGGAAGACACGAUGGCAGAGGAGGAAAAUGAGGACAUAAUAGAAGAGGAAGACGAGGUGGCGAUGGAGGAAGAGGUGGAGGAGGAGCUGAAAGCUCCGUUGGGUGGGGAGCCUGAAAAGGACAGACUUUCUGACACAAGUCCUGUAGAAGAAGAGGAAGAUUCUUCUUCACAAGCUGAAGAUACUGAGUUCUGCUCCUGUAUCGCCCUCCUCACUUGCACAACAUUAUCUUGUUCAUCCUUUCAAUGCCAAACCAAGAACAAAUAAGACUGCAAUGACAAUACAGACCUUUAAAUAUAUUUUUCAAAAAGGGAAUAAUUAAAAUCGCUUAAAGAGAAGUAAUUACACAGCAACUGUAGAUUUGGGAGUGGCGACAAGUCCUUUCGACUGAUUUCACAUAUGAACUUUAGACUAAAGAGGAAUUUAGAAGAGCUUUUAAAAUGAUGGGCAACUGAAGACAGCGUAGCACUCUGGGACUGGAAUGCACACACAUAAACACACAAGAAGUGACAGAAACAAAAGAAAGGCAGGAGCAAGUCAUGUAGAAUACACCAAUGCAAUGCAGCAGUCAUGCAUUACAAUUGCAGUCCAUAGGUACCCUGUCUCUUUGGGAAAAUGCACAGACACACACACACACACACACACACACAC